AUGCCUACGGCGUCAAUCUCAAAUGAAGCGGCAAGAGACGAUUCAUCGCCAAUGGCUCGCCCCAUCGACUCCAAAGUAUUCUGGAAAGUGCAGUUGGUUUCACUUCUACCGCAUCGCGAACUGUGCGAUAGACUCGUAUCGUAUUAUGUAGAGAAUAUCGACCUCAUAUAUCACACUAUCCAUAUCCCAAGCUUCCAGCGCCAAUACGAGGAAUUCUGGUCCCUGAACACUGCUGAAAUCGAUCUCGUAUGGUUGGCUCUGUUGCUGACAGUCAUCUCCGUGGCUGCGCUCAUGACCUCAAAGGAAUACGUGGAAAUGUUGGGAAUGAAAAAAGCGAUAGCUCGUGAUUGGGCCCAUGUCUGGCAUCAAGCCUCUCGACAGGCGCUUUAUGCCGGAGAUUAUGAGUUGAAGCCGACUUUGACGCAGUUGCAGGUGUUUGUGUGCACUCAGAUAUAUUGGUUGGAGACCAAGAAUCAUGAAAUAUUGAACUCAGCUCUAGGGCAGGCAGUACGAAAUGCUCAGGCUCUCGGAUUGGACAGGAACAAGCCUGGCAAAAACCGCCUCGAUACCGAACUUAGACGUCGUGUCUGGUGGGAACUCGUAAUUAAUGAUACUUAUCAGGCCAUGUGUCUGGGACGGCCACCUCUAAUCCAUACUUCAUCCUCCGAGGUACCAAAGCCAGUGCAUUGUAACGACGUUGAUGUCACUGAAACAAACAUCACACCACGUCCCAUGGAGGAAAUCACCGACAUGAGUGCUAGCAUUGCGCACAUCGAGAUUUAUAUCGUCUUCCGUCGACUCUUUGAAGACAACGGUGCCUAUACAUCGUCCUAUGAACAUGUUUGGUCUAUCGAUCGCCAGAUUCAGGAAGUUGUAUCACGACUCCCAUGGUAUUUCCAGAUCAAUGACGAGAUCAACGUUUGCCACGCGUCAAGUAUGAACACGAUCUUUUACCAGCACAAUAUUCUGCAUAUUGGCAUCUGUCUACAGCGCAUUCGGCUUAAUAGACCCUUUCUGCAUGCGCGUAUUGGCGAAUCGUGGAUUGUCUGCGCCAAAGCCGCGCAGGAUAUUCUCGUCCCCUAUCGACGAAUGCGCGAGGCUAAUGUCGCUGGGUUUUUGAGGUCGCAACAAUUCACUUCGCUUGAAUACCAGGUCUAUACUGCUGCUGUAGCAGUGGCAGCAUUUCUGCUAGUGGAACGGUCAUUGCCGGGAUUAUCUUCACAAUCAAUGAUCCAAGACGUCCAAAUGGUUAUAUCGGACCUAGAACAGGUAGAUCUCAGACCUAUGCUGGCCGAUGGAGUCAAGGUGCUGCGAAAGAUGCUCGACUUGUUUGAGCAGGGACACGCACAGGACUCACAGGCGCGUAUCUCUUUGGUCAAAGAGAUUGCGGCUGUUUUUGGUGGAGAGGAGCUUGCGAAGAAGUAUUUGAAACAGUCUCAUGAUACCCUCUGUUCUACUAGGGCUACAGUGACAAAUGUAGCUCCCACACACAUAGCACAGUCACUCACAAUGCGAGAGUCCGACUUUGGACAUACAAACAAUACGAUUCCUUCGGGUAUAGAACGUCCAGAUAUUGAAGUCGAAAACUCAUUUACGACCGUCAAUGAUUCUACAUCUCUCGACUUUGAGGUUGCAUUGGACAUGUUAAGCUUCGAUCAGUGGCUAGACUAUCUGAUACCUGGCGAGACAGAUAUGUCCCUUGACCAAUGGUGA
Molecule: messenger RNA, 1713 nt
Organism: Talaromyces atroroseus
Lineage: Eukaryota; Fungi; Ascomycota; Eurotiomycetes; Eurotiales; Trichocomaceae
Exons: 3
Coding region: 1-1713 (570 amino acids)
Biological process (GO): DNA-templated transcription
Molecular function (GO): zinc ion binding; DNA binding
Source: RefSeq, a predicted model, not a curated record